Messenger RNA from Lampris incognitus (smalleye Pacific opah), 807 nucleotides. It is a transcript of the gene mmab, whose product is annotated as metabolism of cobalamin associated B. The transcript has 9 exons. The record is from RefSeq and is a predicted model, not a curated record. Gene Ontology annotation, molecular function: corrinoid adenosyltransferase activity. NCBI's taxonomy places the organism in Eukaryota, Metazoa, Chordata, Actinopteri, Lampriformes, Lampridae. Bases 26 to 724 code for a protein of 232 amino acids.
CUCGUUUGUGUAAACAGCAGUAAACAUGGCGUCGCUCAUCCUCAAACCCUCUCAUAUGCGGUGUAUCGUAAGGACAUGCAAGUGUCUAAACUUGCAAUGGACAAAGAAUCGGUUUUGCUCAGAGAGAAGUUACGCUACCGACGGAGACAGCAGCAGGGUUCCCAAAAUAUACACAAAAACUGGAGACAAAGGUUUCUCAAGCACUUUCACAGGAGAGAGAAGGCCAAAAGAGGACCAUGUGUUCGAGGCGUUGGGGACUACAGACGAGUUGUCCUCGGCUAUAGGUUUGGCCAGAGAGUUCUGCAUUGACAAAGGGCACUCAUUCACCCAUCAGCUAGACAAGAUACAGUGUGUUUUGCAAGACGUGGGUUCAAAUAUUGCCACCCCUCGGUCAUCUGCAAGAGAAAGCCACAUAAAGAAAACUAAAUUUGGCACUCAACCAGUCGCAGACCUUGAAAACUGGAUCGAUGAAUUCACAGAGGAACUCCCUGCACUGGCCAACUUCAUAUUACCUUCUGGGGGAAAGAGCAGCGCUGCCUUGCAUAUGGCACGGACAGUCUGUCGCAGAGCAGAGCGCAGUGUUGCACCUAUUGUGCGUUCAGGUGAAGCAGAUCCAGAUGUUGCCAAAUUUUUGAAUAGAUUGAGCGACUACCUGUUCACUGUGGCCAGAUAUGCAGCCAUGAAAGAAGGCAAUGAAGAGAAAAUCUACAAAAGACCAGAAUAGGGAAUGGGAUUCUGUUGUGAAGUUAACAGUAGCAUAGUUCUGUCAACGGCUUGUGAUUAGAAUUUCAAUAAAUUAUGCCUAUU